Erigeron canadensis is the source of this 2600-nucleotide messenger RNA. RefSeq names its product NAD(P)H-quinone oxidoreductase subunit 5, chloroplastic. The record is from RefSeq and is a predicted model, not a curated record. NCBI's taxonomy places the organism in Eukaryota, Viridiplantae, Streptophyta, Magnoliopsida, Asterales, Asteraceae. The coding region runs from base 87 to 2306 and encodes 739 amino acids. The transcript has a single exon. Gene Ontology annotation, molecular function: NADH dehydrogenase (ubiquinone) activity. Gene Ontology annotation, biological process: electron transport coupled proton transport; ATP synthesis coupled electron transport. Gene Ontology annotation, cellular component: chloroplast.
UGCAUAUCUUGAUUUUUUAUUGACUUUUUCGAAAGGUAAGAUCCGGUGAAUCGGAAACAAUUAAUUAAGAAUAAAAAACUUUUUUUAUGGAACAGACAUAUCAAUAUGCGUGGAUAAUACCUUUUCUUCCACUUCCGGUUCCUAUGUUAAUAGGGUUGGGACUUCUUCUUUUUCCGACGGCAACAAAAAGUCUUCGCCGUAUGUGGGCUUUUCAGAGCGUUUUGUUGUUAAGUAUAGUUAUGAUUUUUUCCAUGAAUCUUUCUAUUCAGCAAAUUAAUAGUAGUUCUGUCUAUCAAUAUGUAUGGUCUUGGAUUAUUAAUAAUGAUUUUUCGUUAGAAUUCGGAUACUUGAUCGAUCCACUUACUUCUAUUAUGUCAAUACUAAUCACUACUGUUGGAAUUUUGGUUCUUAUUUAUAGUGAUAAUUAUAUGUCUCAUGAUCACGGUUAUUUGAGAUUUUUUGCUUAUAUGAGUUUUUUCAGUACUUCUAUGUUGGGAUUAGUUACUAGUUCAAAUUUGAUACAAAUUUAUAUUUUUUGGGAAUUAGUUGGAAUGUGUUCGUAUCUAUUAAUAGGAUUUUGGUUCACACGACCUGUUGCAGCAAAGGCUUGUCAAAAAGCCUUUGUAACUAAUCGUGUUGGCGAUUUUGGUUUAUUAUUAGGCAUUUUAGGGUUUUAUUGGGUAACGGGGAGUUUUGAAUUUCGUGAUUUAUUCCAAAUAUUCAAUAACUUGAUUUCUAAUAAUGAGGUCGAUUUUUUAUUUGUUACCUUGUGCGCUGUUCUUUUAUUUGCCGGUGCGAUUGCUAAAUCUGCACAAUUUCCUCUUCAUGUAUGGUUACCUGAUGCGAUGGAAGGGCCGACUCCUAUUUCGGCCCUUAUACAUGCUGCUACGAUGGUAGCAGCGGGCAUUUUUCUUGUAGCCCGACUUAUGCCUCUUUUCAUAGUCAUACCCUACAUAAUGAAUUUUAUCUCUUUGAUAGGGAUAAUAACAGUUUUUUUAGGAGCUACUUUAGCUCUUGCUCAAAAAGAUAUUAAGAGGGGUUUAGCCUAUUCAACAAUGUCUCAAUUGGGUUAUAUGAUGUUAGCUUUAGGUAUGGGGUCUUAUCGCAGUGCUUUAUUUCAUUUGAUUACUCAUGCUUAUUCUAAAGCAUUAUUGUUCUUAGGAUCGGGAUCCGUUAUUCAUUCAAUGGAAACUCUUGUUGGGUAUUGUCCAAAAAAAAGUCAGAAUAUGGUGCUUAUGGGAGGUUUAACAAAACAUGUACCAAUUACAAAAACUUCUUUUUUAUUAGGUACACUUUCUCUUUGCGGUAUUCCACCCCUUGCUUGUUUUUGGUCCAAAGAUGAAAUUCUUAAUGAUAGUUGGUUGUAUUCACCUAUUUUUGCAAUAAUAGCUUGGUCUACGGCGGGAUUAACGGCAUUUUAUAUGUGUCGGAUUUAUUUACUUACUUUUGAAGGACAUUUAAACGUUAAUUUUCAAAAUUACAGUGGAAAAAGGAAUACCCCCUUAUAUUCAAUAUCGCUAUGGGGUAAAGAAGGUUCAAAAAAAAGUAACAAAAACUUUCGUUUGGUAACUUUAUUAAAUAAGAAUGGAGGUCCUUCUUUUUUUUCAAAUAGAGUAUAUAAAAUUGAUGAGAAUGUAAGAAAAAUGACCCCACCCCUUCUUUCUAUUCCGAAUUUUGGCAAUACCAAGACUUCUUUGUAUCCUUAUGAAUCGGAUAAUACGAUGUUAUUCCCAAUACUUAUAUUAAUUAUAUUUACUUUGUUCGUUGGAUUCUUAGGAAUUCCUUUAACUCAAGACGUGGAUAUAUUAACAAAAUGGUUAACCCCGUCUAUAAAUCUUUUACAUAAAAAUUCAAAUAAUUCAAUAGAUUGGUAUGAAUUUUGUAAAGAUGCCUUUUUUUCAGUCAGUAUAGCCUCUUUCGGAAUAUUUAUAGCAUUUUUUUUAUAUAAACCUGUUUAUUCAUCUUUUCAAAAUUUGGACUUAAUUAAUUCAUUUUUUAAAAUGGGUCCUAGGAGAAAUUUUUAUGACAAAAUAAAAAAUGCUAUAUAUGAUUGGUCAUAUAAUCGAGGGUACAUAGAUGCCUUUUAUGGAAGAUUCUUUAUUGUGGGGACGAGAAAAUUCGCCGAAUUCACUCAUUUUUUUGAUAGACGAAUAAUAGAUGGAAUUCCAAACGGAGUUGGUCUUAUCAGUUUCUUUGUAGCAGAGGUUAUUAAAUCGGUAGGGGGGGGGCGUAUUUCUUCUUAUCUGUUCUUUUAUUUUUCUUAUGUAUCCAUUUUUUUAGUAAUUUAUUACUUUUUGAAUAUUUAAGUCUUUCUUUAAGUCUUUAAUUUAACUUUCCAAUCCAUUUCAUGAAUAAAAUGUGACCAAUUAUCCAACCAACAAAACUACUUGUUACAAAUAGCAUCUUGCUGUUGCAUCGAAACAUAAAAAUGUUGACUAAUCUCGCUAACAUUGAACUUGGUAAAAUGAAAUGAUUGAAUAAUUGAAAAAUGAGAUUAUUCAGGAAUACACAUUGAAUGCUGAGAUUACGCAUUGAAUUUCUGGUAGUAGAUCCAUAAUCAAAGAAGUGUUUGUGAUUAUUGCAGAAGAAAUGAAACAAAA